This is a messenger RNA of Ostreococcus lucimarinus CCE9901, 324 nucleotides long. It is a transcript of the gene PsaE, whose product is annotated as Photosystem I reaction center subunit IV, probable. Gene Ontology annotation, cellular component: photosystem I; photosystem I reaction center. The record is from RefSeq and is a predicted model, not a curated record. Bases 1 to 324 code for a protein of 107 amino acids. Gene Ontology annotation, biological process: photosynthesis. NCBI's taxonomy places the organism in Eukaryota, Viridiplantae, Chlorophyta, Mamiellophyceae, Mamiellales, Bathycoccaceae. The transcript is spliced from 4 exons.
AUGUUCGCGAUGUCCACGAUGCAAACCGCCGCGGCGCGCGCCGUUUUCGUCUCCAAGCCGACGGCGACGAAGCGCCGCACGACGAUCGUCCGCGCGGAGGGCGACGCCGCGGAACCCGCGAAGGCGGCGCCGCCGGCGAUCGGACCGCCGAGAGGCUCGAAGGUUAAGAUUUUGCGCCCGGAAUCGUACUGGUUCAACGACUACGGCAAGGUCAUCUCCGUCGAUCAAUCCGGCGUGCGGUACCCGGUUGUCGUUCGUUUCGAAAAGGUCAACUACGCGGGUGUUUCCACGAACAACUACGCGCUCGAUGAGAUCGAGUACUAA